UAUAACAGGUGCUUGGAGGAGGCUCGGUGUCAGACGUAGUGGCUUAGUCAUCAUUAUCGACAGACAAAGCACGUGUCUCGUCCCAUACCGUCAUUCCUCAAAAACUCUACUCGGGACCACUCUGUGCAGGUCACGCCGGACCACAACCUUACAACGACUCUUUAUUCCACGACAUUAAGGAUCAAGUACUUGUCGCCAAGUGCUUUGUUUCCAAAAGGUAAAAAAAGCUGGCUCCAACAGCUUCAAUCACCUGGAACGAAAGGCACCUGGAUAUGACAUUCGAUGCAUCAGAUGAGAGUCUUCCGCAUAUCCCUCUACGUCCUUUCCGGAACCAAGUAGGUGGUCACAGCGCGAUCUACAGAUUUACCAAGCGCGCUGUGUGCAAGCCUCUGGUUUCGAGAGAGAAUCAGUUUUAUGAAGCUGUUGAACGAGAAGCGCCUCCGUUACUUGGAUUCAUUCCACGCUAUCUCGGCGUGAUGCUUGUCACUUACCGGCGCGUAUCCAAAGGCUCGUUACCGUCCACCACCCCGAAUGUACCUGACACGCCUACUCCUCAUGCCCCUUCCGCCCGCCCACAUCGUCCUGACUUUCACACAUCCAACACGUACCCUUCUCAUCUCACUCAGGGGUCGACAUCGUGCUCCACCCAAAUUCUGGAAGAGGAGCUUGUGUCGAGCAAUGAAACAUCUGAUGAAAUGCCCGAAGUAGUACUUAAUCGUAACCGUCACAUGGUUCCUGAAUGGGUUCUCCAUCUUGAAGGGCCGAAACACGAUCGUUCCAUGUCGCACUCUUACCCACCGACUUGCCAUAAAUUUCCUGAUGCUCCGAGACAUCUCAAAUCCAUGCGCGGUAUGACAGCAUCAUCACCUGACCUUAUGCGACCAGAGCCUUCGUUGAUGAAGUGCAGCCCUCUCUCGCGCCAGCCCACCAUACCCCUUCAGGAGGAAGAGGCGCCACCCCCUUGCAACUCGCCCGAAUGCCCUUCGGACGGCCUUCCGAGCCCGUCAUUCGCGGACCCUCAUUCAGCACAUCGCACAUUAGCACCGGAGGGGAUUCACCCGCCAUCAUUGCGUCCUUUCCAUUCCGAGUCGGUAAUUGGGCAGCAGGGAACCCCUAGUUGGUUCGGGGGAACAGGGUUGACGAUGGUGAACACCAAACUCAAGGAUCAUGUUUUCAACACCAUUCUCCGCAGGUUCCAGCGUCGAAACCAGGCAAAGUUGUCCGCAGCGAAGAAAGAGGAUGAUGGCGAGAUGGCUGAUCAUGAGGGUCGUCCGGUUCGUUCUUCCCGACGCGCUCGCUCACAUCGUCGGAAGCACCCUGUGGGACAGGAGGAGAUGGUGAAAGGAGAGGAAGGAACUCUUCGAUUCCCCUCCGUCAUUCCGCGUGUCCAGAGUGAGUCUGCUAUGGACUGGAGGGAUGUGCAGGAAAGUUCCAGCGACAGGGAUUCCGUUUCGCUUGAAGAUUCUAUGCACCCACCUCAGGACUUUGACCAGAACCACCUCGGCCUAUCUCCCCCCCUCAUAAGACAUCGGAGUCGGUCACGAUCUCUCGAUUUUUCUACCUCUGUAACACCCGUUUCCAGUAAACCGCCAUCCACGUUCAAUUUCGAAGACUCGAUCACACGACAAAAUCAUUUUAUUUGCAUGGAGGAUUUGACCGGUCGGUUAAAACGCUCGUGUGUUCUUGACCUGAAGAUGGGGACGCGGCAGUAUGGGAUGGACGCCACGCUCGCCAAGAAGAAGAGUCAGCGGAAGAAGUGUGACCGCACGACGAGCAGGCCCCUAGGUGUUCGGGUCUGUGGUAUGCAGGUGUGGAACAACGUUACUCAAGCAUACGUGACCCAGGACAAGUACAUGGGCCGAGACGUAAAAGCAGCGGAAUUUGAAUCGGUGUUAGCGUCCUUCUUGCAAGACGGUGAACGUCUCCUUGUCUGGCAGAUUCCUAUUCUUCUCCAGAAGCUCUAUGCUCUCGCUCGGAUCAUCAACCGUCUGAAGGGUUUCAGGUUCUACGGCUGUAGUCUCCUCCUUAUAUAUGAUGGAGAUCGAGAGGCGCAAGAAACGUUCCGAAUGUGUGCCCUUGAGCACCCUUCGUCCCGUAGUAAGCGUGGAGAGUCGAUGGAGCGGUCUCGUACGCGGUCUAGCACCAGUGACGAGCGACAAUUACUGCGCCGCUCCCAUAGCGAAGAUCUACUGGUUGGUCCAGUUGGCAAGCGUUCUAGCGGGAAACGGAAGCGUGGCGAAGUCAAUGUCCGCAUCGUCGAUUUCGCGCACACAACUACUGGGCGCGAUUGGCUUCCCUAUCCCCCACCCGCAAAUCGCGAUAUCAUCCAGCAGGUGUCGAGUUCUAAGGGUUACCAAGCUGAAGUGGAUGCGGAAACAGGGCUGAUAUAUGCCCGGUUCCCCCCUCAUUUCCCCGAAGAGCCUGAUCGCGGGUUCCUGUUCGGGUUAAAGAACCUUACGGAGACCCUCGAGAACAUCUGGAACGAAGAACGCAUCCGCAGGAUCAAAGCUUCGCGCGAUGAUCCGUCUGCUGUCACAAGCCAACUUCCACCUCUAUCCGCUGAUGGCAAAGAGAUCUUUGAUGAAGUCUUCGGCCGCUUAGAGCAUGAUGAGGACCCCGGCAUGCUCUCCUCUUGAUACUAUCUCUUCUCUCCUCCCCAGUGACACCUUUUCUUUUUAGCCGAUGCGCUAUCUAUCGCUUUGUAUGUGGUAUUUCUGCCUAUGUUGCAUAUUCCACCGCACCUCGGUGUCCGUGUUUCCAUUCGACUGCCUUCUGUCUGUCUCAGUGUCUGUUUGUGUCUCUCUUCCAUCAUC
This is a messenger RNA of Suillus paluster, 2813 nucleotides long. RefSeq names its product SAICAR synthase-like protein. The record is from RefSeq and is a predicted model, not a curated record. Gene Ontology annotation, biological process: inositol phosphate biosynthetic process; phosphatidylinositol phosphate biosynthetic process. Gene Ontology annotation, molecular function: inositol hexakisphosphate kinase activity. The transcript is spliced from 3 exons. NCBI's taxonomy places the organism in Eukaryota, Fungi, Basidiomycota, Agaricomycetes, Boletales, Suillaceae. Gene Ontology annotation, cellular component: nucleus; cytoplasm. The coding region runs from base 273 to 2636 and encodes 787 amino acids.